Gekko japonicus is the source of this 1487-nucleotide messenger RNA. It is a transcript of the gene RPF1, whose product is annotated as ribosome production factor 1 homolog. The transcript is spliced from 9 exons. Gene Ontology annotation, cellular component: nucleolus; preribosome, large subunit precursor. Gene Ontology annotation, biological process: maturation of 5.8S rRNA; maturation of LSU-rRNA. Lineage: Eukaryota; Metazoa; Chordata; Lepidosauria; Squamata; Gekkonidae. Gene Ontology annotation, molecular function: rRNA primary transcript binding. The record is from RefSeq and is a predicted model, not a curated record. The coding region runs from base 62 to 1093 and encodes 343 amino acids.
GUAGUGAAUGACCCCGGAAGAAAACGGAUGGUGGCGUAAGGUCAGUGACUGAGAAGGCGGCAUGGCGGAGAAGCUGGGGAAAGGGAGAACGAGUCAGAAGGCGCAGCACAAUGCAGAAAAAGCGGAGGCGGUUGCGAGCCCUGGGGAAGGUCAAGGCGCGCCCGUCCAGCCGGACCAGGUCCUCUUCCCACCGUCUUUCAGCGUCUCCGAAAUCAAGAACAAGCAGCGGCGUCAUUUCAUGUUUCUGCGCUGGAAGCAGCAGCAGAGGAAGGAGAAAUUAGCCAUCAAGAAAAAGCGAAAAAAGGAGCGAGAAGCCCUUGGAGACAAGGCACCACCAAAGCCAGUACCAAAGACCAUUGAAAACCAGCGGGUGUAUGAUGAAACCACAGUAGAUCCCAAUGAUGAAGAGGUUGCUUUGGAUGAAGCCACAGAUGAAUUUGCCCCCUACUUCAACAGACAGACCGUUCCAAAGAUUCUUAUUACAACUUCUGACAGGCCCCGAGGGAAAACGGUGAGAUUCUGUGAACAGUUAUCAAAGUGCAUUCCAAAUUCACACGUUUACUAUCGAAGAGGCCUGGCUCUUAAAAGAAUUAUUCCACAGUGUAUGUCGAGGGACUUCACAGACCUGAUUGUUAUCAACGAAGAUCGAAAAAUACCAAAUGGGCUUGUGUUAAGUCAUUUGCCUGAUGGUCCAACUGCUCAUUUUAGGAUGAGUAGUGUUCGUCUCCGUAAAGAAAUAAAGCGAAAAGGAAAAGCUCCCACAGAACACCAGCCUGAAGUAAUUCUGAACAACUUUACAACACGAUUAGGACAUUCUAUUGGUCGUAUGUUUGCUUCUCUCUUCCCUCAUGAUCCUCAGUUUGUUGGUAGACAGGUGGCAACAUUUCACAAUCAGAGGGACUAUAUCUUCUUUAGAUUUCACAGAUACAUCUUUAAAAAUGAGAAAAAAGUAGCAAUUCAAGAACUUGGCCCACGUUUUACUCUAAAACUGAGGUCACUUCAAAAAGGAACAUUUGAUUCAAAGUUUGGAGAAUAUGAAUGGAUUCACAAGCGCCAUGAAAUGGACACAAGUAGAAGAAAAUUCCAUCUAUAAAAGCAUCUACAGCAGGACAUGGGAAACAUGGAGCAGCUGUUCAAUUUCUGGUGAACUGCCAAAGACAUAGAACCUGAGUGGGUAUUGUCAGCCUGCUCUUAUGGUGCAAUAAAAUUUCAGCAGAAAACGGCCCUGUAUGGAUGAACAGUUAAACUGGACUACAGCCCUACACAUGCUAUUAUUUACAGAUGGCAGAUCUUACUGUAUGUUUCAGUGGUAACCAACUCCAUUAUCUGCUAGGAAUUUGUCCUCACUCCUUGGCUUAGGAAUUCUCAGAGAUGGCACAACAGCUUAUAAUAAUUUAACACAGUUGUUUACUGUACUUUACCUCUGAAGUGGACAGUCACAACUAGAAUUGUGCUUCUGUAGGUUGUAAUUGAACCUGAUCAAAUUA